This is a messenger RNA of Didymodactylos carnosus, 228 nucleotides long. The record is from the annotation of a GenBank genome assembly. Lineage: Eukaryota; Metazoa; Rotifera; Eurotatoria; Philodinida; Philodinidae.
AUGCCAAACUCUCUUAGAUGGUGUAAACUGUGUGAUAAAAUUGAUGCGAAAACCAAAGUAAAAUAUCUCACAAUUCGUUCAGAAGUUGUUGAAAAUAAAUUGAAGUGUGGCUAUUUGUAUGUAAACAACUGUGAAUUUACUGGAUCGUUACUGGAAUACACAGGUUCACAAAACAUGUUACGUCAAGCUUUUGAGACAACAGUGCAAUUUAAUACAACCAUCGCUUAG